UUAACUGGUUUCUGGCAGUCUAGAAACAGGUCCUAUUUGAUGACGUUUCCAUCAUCGUCUGCUCUGCUUUUUGUCUGUGGCAGUCAUUCUGCCAUUUGGAGUUUGAGACUUCAAGCUGACACUUGUGCAAAUGCGAAUCGAAAUUGUACCAAACAAACUUUAGUAUGGCAGCAAAAGGUUGUAAGAUACAAGAAUCGUCUUCCGCGCCCGAAAAUGCGCCGGCAACACCAAAAGUGAUGAUGGAAAAACAAAAAGUGUGGGUUCCUGAUGUUCAUAAAGGUUUCAUAUUGGGCAGAGUAGUAGAUUUGGGCACUGAAGAAAUAACUGUCCUGCCUAUCGAACAAGGAUUGAAGGAGAUUAGGUGUCUAUAUGACCGUGUGUAUCCUGCAGAAGAAGACGACAACAAAGAUGUUGAUGACAAUUGUUCUUUGAUGUUUCUAAAUGAAGCCACUUUUCUCAACAAUGUUGCAUUACGCUACAAGAGAGAUCAAAUUUACACUUAUGUGGCUAACAUUCUGAUUGCAGUGAAUCCCUACUUUGAAAUCAAAGGGCUCUAUAGCAAAGAUGCUAUCAAGAAAUACCAAGGGAAAUCACUUGGAACAUUGCCUCCACAUGUGUUUGCUGUUGUUGACAAGGCUUUUAGGGAUAUGAGAGUAUUAAAACAAUCCCAGUCCAUUGUGGUGUCAGGAGAAUCUGGAGCUGGAAAAACUGAAUCAACCAAGUAUAUCCUUAGGUAUCUCUGUGAAUCAGGGGGGCUGUCAGCUGGACCUAUUGAACAACAAAUUCUUGACGCUAAUCCACUUUUGGAAGCUUUUGGAAAUGCUAAAACUACGCGAAACAACAACAGCAGUCGUUUUGGAAAAUUUAUUGAAAUCCAUUUCACAUCCAAAUACACCAUCGCUGGUGGCUUUAUAUCUCAUUACUUACUUGAGAAGUCUCGUAUUGUGACACAAAGCAAAGAAGAGCGCAACUAUCACUUCUUUUAUCAACUGUGUGCUGGCGCGUCUGAAAAGCUGAAGGGACAACUCCAGUUGCGUAGCCCUGACCACUUUCACUACCUUUCUCAAGGGUGCACUCAGUAUUUUCUUUCGAGGGGUUCGGAUAGCUCAAUAGAUCCUAAUAGGAAGAGUAAAGAGCAUCGAAGCCGAGGAUCGUUAAACGAUCCAUUGCUGGACGAUGCCAACGACUUCAAGCAAACUGACAAAGCAUUGAGUAAUUUAGGGAUGUCGGACGAUGAGAAACUUGCUAUUUAUUCUGCCGUAGCCGCAAUUCUGCAUCUUGGAAAUAUAACAUUCGAAGACAAUGCUGAAGAUGCCCGUGGUGGUUGUCAAAUAGCGAAAUCCAGCCAUGAGGCAUUACGAAACGCCUCGGCUUUGAUCGGCGUGGAUCCAGAAGAACUCCAUCAUGCCCUACUUUCCCGAGUAAUGCAGCCAAGUAAAGGAGGCAUAAAGGGUACUGUCAUCAUGGUUCCACUGAAGGUUUUCGAAGCCAGCAAUGCCCGUGAUGCUUUAGCAAAAGCUAUUUACAGCCGCCUCUUUGACUAUAUCGUCCAUCGGAUCAACCAAAGCAUUCCAUUCCAGUCAUCCAUGCACUAUGUCGGUGUACUAGAUAUUGCCGGGUUCGAGUAUUUCACCGUCAACAGUUUUGAACAAUUUUGCAUCAAUUACUGCAAUGAAAAACUACAACAGUUUUUCAACGAGCGAAUCUUGAAGGAGGAACAACUUUUAUAUGAUAAGGAGGGUUUAGGCGUUAAAAAAAUUGCGUACGUAGAUAAUCAGGAUUGCAUCGAUCUGAUUGAGGCCCGCACCAGCGGAAUAUUUUAUCUCCUGGAUGAAGAAUCAAAGUUGCCUAAAUCGAACCAUACGCAUUUCACUUCCACCGUUCACUCGGCCAAUCCUAACCACUUCCGUUUAGCGUUGCCACGAAAAUCUAAAUUGCGGGACCACCGGGAAAUUCGCGAUGACGAAGGAUUUUUGAUCCGUCACUUUGCCGGAGCUGUUUGCUACCAGACGGCCAAGUUCAUUGAAAAAAAUAAUGAUGCCCUUCACGCUUCCCUCGAGUGCAUCAUCCAGGAGAGCCACAACCCUUUUCUCAAAAGUUUGUUUGUGGCCUCUACAAGCAACAGCUCCCAACAAUGGAAAGGAAAGUUGUCUUUCAUUAGCGUCGGUUCCAAGUUUCGAAUGCAACUCAAUGAGUUGAUGGAAAAGCUACGCAGCACCGGAACAAAUUUCAUUCGUUGCGUCAAACCCAAUCUCAAAAUGGUUGACCAUCUUUUCGAAGGGGGUCAGAUCCUCUCGCAACUUCAGUGUUCGGGAAUGACGUCUGUUUUAGAACUCAUGCAACAGGGUUAUCCAUCGAGAGCACCAUUUGUUGAUUUAUACAAUAUCUAUAAAUCGAUAUUACCGCCUCAACUUGCACGCCUUGAUCCACGUCUAUUCUGCAGGUCUCUUUUUCAAGCACUGAAUUUAAAUGACCAAGACUUCAAAUUUGGUUUGACGAAGGUCUUUUUCAAGCCCGGUUCGUUUGCCGAGUUCGAUACACUCAUGCGCUCUGACUCGGAACAUUUGCGUCAAUUGGUCAAUCUAGUUAGACAAUGGCUACUUAAAUCUCGUUGGAAAAAAGCUCAGUGGUGCGCUCUCAGCGUCAUUAAGCUGAAGAAUAAAAUUCUAUACCGAGCACAACAAUUGAUCAUCAUACAGAAAACGGUGCGAAUGCAUUUGGCUCGUAAAAAGUACCGUCCUAGAAUUGUAGGGCUGCGUCAAGUACGAGCCCUUCAACAAUCCGUAAAACAAUCGGAGAGAAUUGUUCAUCAGUUGAAGGAUAAACAAAGUUCAGUGCAGCAAAUGCAGAAAUUGCAAGCAGAUUUGGAAAAUGCUGCCCGCUCGUUUAAGGAGAACGAACGAAUCGCUGAAAAAGAAAUAAAUAUGGUCGUCGUUAGACUGGAGCACCAGGCUGAUGACCUUAUGAAGACUCUGAAAGCUAAAGUUGAACAGCAAAAGUCGGCUGAAGAACAAGAAAAAUUGCGGAAAAUUCAAGAAGAGAUGGCUCGAGAACGUCGGCGGAAAGAGGAGGAAGAAAAACGGCGUUUGGAAGAAGAAGAUAAUCGGAGAAAACGAGCAGAAAUGGAAAUUAAGCGUAAAGCUGAAGAGGAAACGCGUAAACGACAAGAAGAAGAUGAUCGUCGUGCUGCCGAACAGUUGCAAGCCGAGUUGGAGCGUAAUGGGGUUAACCAGACUCGUCUGUUGGAGCAAUUGGAACAAGAACGACGUGAUCACGAGCUGGCGCUUCGCCUUGCGCAAGAGACCAAUGGACAAGUGGAUGAUGCUGAUCUUAGCAGUCAGCUACGUCGUUCAGAUGUUGUCAUGCUGCAAAGAGCUGCGUAUGCUGGCAAAAAGUAUGACCUCUCGAAAUGGAAGUAUUCUGAACUGCGUGAUACUAUCAAUACUUCUUGCGAUAUUGAGUUGCUUGAGGCUUGCCGGGAAGAGUUUCACCGUCGCUUAAAGGUUUAUCACGCUUGGAAAGCUCGUAACAAGAAAAGGACUGCAGUGAUGGAUGAAAAUCAAAGAGUGCCCCAAGCGGUGUUGGAUGCUGCUAGCAAACCCGUGUUGCGACCCCGUACAUCGGUGAUGGUUCCUUCUGAUGCACAGCGCUUUUUCCGCAUUCCGUUUGUCAAACCAAAUGCAGAUAGUAGUGCACCUGCUGAUAAAAAGGGUUAUUGGUAUGCCCAUUUUGAUGGCCAAUGGAUUGCAAGGCAAAUGGAAUUGCAUCCAGAUAAGCCUCCAGUAUUAUUGGUAGCUGGGCUUGAUGAUAUGCAAAUGUGUGAGUUAAGUUUGGAUGAGACAGGAUUAACUCGUAAAAGGGGAGCAGAAAUUCUUGAGCAUGAAUUCGUUCGCGAGUGGGAAAAGGCUGGAGGUGCAACUUACGUACGACCAGCUGAUCGUAACCGCAAGGCCGCAAUUACGCCAGCUAAAUAACAUUGUCAUUCCAAAAUUUAUGUCGUGUUAUUAAUAUUUUUACUGUUUCAAUUUCGUUUUAGGCCUAGUAGAAUAUACGCGACAAGUGGCGAGGUUAACUUGAAUCAGUAGUGCAUUCCAAACUCCUUCCAUCCUAAAGCUGUUUCUUUAUUAACCUUAGAAAAAUAAAAGGCAUAGCAUUCUACAAUCUA
Molecule: messenger RNA, 4165 nt
Organism: Daphnia pulicaria
Lineage: Eukaryota; Metazoa; Arthropoda; Branchiopoda; Diplostraca; Daphniidae
Gene: jar
Product: myosin heavy chain 95F-like
Exons: 12
Coding region: 165-3974 (1269 amino acids)
Biological process (GO): actin filament organization; vesicle transport along actin filament; endocytosis
Cellular component (GO): cytoplasm; actin cytoskeleton; endocytic vesicle
Molecular function (GO): actin filament binding; microfilament motor activity; ATP binding
Source: RefSeq, a predicted model, not a curated record